This is a messenger RNA of Spodoptera frugiperda (fall armyworm), 6895 nucleotides long. It is a transcript of the gene Glut1, whose product is annotated as glucose transporter type 1. Gene Ontology annotation, molecular function: hexose transmembrane transporter activity. Gene Ontology annotation, biological process: monosaccharide transmembrane transport. NCBI's taxonomy places the organism in Eukaryota, Metazoa, Arthropoda, Insecta, Lepidoptera, Noctuidae. The transcript is spliced from 16 exons. Bases 235 to 2382 code for a protein of 715 amino acids. The record is from RefSeq and is a predicted model, not a curated record. Gene Ontology annotation, cellular component: membrane.
CGGGCUCGCGGCCGCCGGGUGACUCGCUCCCGCUCCCGCUGUGUUGCGCUGCGCGGUUAUUCCACUCGCCACUCUCUGUCCGUCGGUACUUGUCGGCUCGCUGUCAUAUAUUUUCCUGUCGAAGCGCGCUCGCCUUUUCAUCUUUUUAUUGCAGAUCGACCACAAUGUCGCCGGUUAGACUGACAUCAGUCGUAGUCAAAUGACAAUAACUAGAUUAAAGUGUCGGGAGCGCUCAUGAGACAGUCGUGUCAUCGUUUGCUGGAACAUCAACACCCGGGAGGGGAGGAACCCCCUCUGUACUCACCCAUAGACCAAAUUUCAGUGGUACCAGACCAUGUGGGCCGGGAGGCCGGAGGCAAGCUGACACGAUAUGCGACGACGGAGGAAGACGAGACCACACUCAGGGAGCUACUACUUAGCCUACAGAGACAGGUGAGCAUAAUGAGCAUGAAUCUAUCCGCCAAGCUGGAUGACCUGCAACGAGGGGACCGUCAGUUGGAGACGACGGUGGCGCUCUGCGAGAUCCGCACGCAGCUCCAAGAGUUGACCAAGAGCGUCGAGUCAUGCCAGAGUGAGGUCUCCGAGGUGAAACGUGACAUGGUCGCCAUCAAGCAAGAGUUGGACACGGUGCAACAAGUGAAGGAGGAAAUCGAAGAGUUGCGUGAAUACGUCGACCGACUCGAGGAACACUCCCAGCGAAGGAAACUCAGACUGCUUGAACAGGGCCUUACCUUCUUCCUGUCGUACGCAAUCCUCGCUGCGGUCCUGGGUAUGCUGCAGUUCGGGUACAACACUGGUGUCAUCAACGCUCCUGGCAAGAACAUCGCAAACUUCAUGAAGGAUGUAUACAAGAACCGGUACGGCAUGGACCUCCAAGACGACACGGUGAACAGGCUUUACUCUAUAGCAGUCAGUAUCUUUGCUAUCGGUGGUAUGCUGGGCGGAUUCUCGGGUGGCAUGAUCGCGAACAGAUUUGGAAGGAAAGGGGGCUUACUGCUAAACAACAUUCUCGGGAUCAGCGGCGCGAGUCUGAUGGGGUUCACGAAAAUAUCACACUGCUACGAACUCCUCAUAUUCGGCAGGUUCAUCAUAGGAGUCAAUUGUGGGUUAAACACAUCAUUAGUGCCAAUGUACAUAUCGGAGAUAGCUCCUCUAAACUUGCGUGGAGGUUUGGGCACGGUCAACCAGCUGGCCGUCACCGUAGGACUACUUCUCUCACAAGUCCUGGGCAUCGAACAGAUCCUCGGUACCGACGAAGGAUGGCCUAUACUACUUGGUUUGGCGAUCUGCCCAGCGAUACUGCAACUUUUGUUACUGCCAGCGUGUCCGGAGUCACCGCGAUAUUUGCUUAUCACCCGCCAGUGGGAGGAGGAGGCUCGACGAGCUCUAAGACGACUACGGGCCAGUAAUCAGGUUGAAGAAGAUAUUGAAGAAAUGCGUGCAGAAGAACGAGCGCAGCAAGCAGAAGCAUCUAUCUCAAUGAGGGAACUUCUAUGUUCUCCGACGUUACGCGCACCAUUACUCAUCGGUGUCGUCAUGCAGUUAUCCCAACAACUCAGCGGCAUCAACGCAGUAUUCUACUACUCCACCUCGCUGUUCACCUCUUCGGGCCUGACGGACGAAUCUGCAAAGUUCGCAACAAUGGGUAUCGGAGCCAUCAUGGUUGGCAUGACCCUGGUUUCCCUGCCACUCAUGGACCGCACUGGGAGACGGACGCUGCAUCUCUACGGCCUCGGGGGAAUGUUCAUCUUCUCUAUUUUCAUCACCAUUUCAUUUCUAAUAAAGGAGUUCUUCGGCUAUGUGCAGGAAAUGAUCGAUUGGAUGAGCUACUUGUCCGUGGUGUCGACGCUGAGUUUCGUGGUGUUCUUCGCGGUGGGUCCCGGCUCCAUUCCCUGGCUCAUCACUGCCGAGCUGUUCUCGCAGGGCCCUCGCCCUAGCGCGAUGGCUAUCGCCGUAUUAGUUAAUUGGAUGGCCAAUUUCGUUGUCGGAAUCGGCUUUCCUAGCAUGAAGGCACUACUGGAAAACUAUACAUUCCUGCCUUUUAGUGUAUUCCUUGCAAUUUUUUGGAUAUUUACGUAUAAAAAAGUUCCUGAAACAAAAAAUAAGACCUUCGAAGAGAUAUUGGCACUGUUCCGGAAUUCCAACGGGAGUAUCGGAGCAGUCUUCGGGUGGGGGGGAGGCAGGCCGGCCUCCGCCGCCGCUGCCUCCGCCGAGGUUCCCCACCACAGGCAAUGUCUGACAAUGGGAGACCGCUGCGAGGGCGCCGCUCGUCGCCCCAAUCAAGGCCGCCGCCAGCUUCUUGUUUCAUGGGCUCAGACGUCAAGCCGGCGGCCGUGCCACCAUUACUACCACACAACAAAUGUUCUAAAUCGAUGUGAUUAGGUAUAAAUUCAAACUAGUAAAUAAGUCACGGCGUAAAUUAAACAUACCUAGUUCUUUAGUCGUCAUUUUAUGACAUAAUUUAUGAAAAAAAAAUGCAUAGGUACCCUGUAAAGUGCCAUCGUUUCUUGUACCCAUUUUAAUUAGAUCUUCUCAUGGUGAAUUUUAUUGAGUACUUCGGGGUCUGGGGUUGGGUAAUUACGGUCUACAGAUUAUAGCUUCCGAUACCUAUUUAUAAAUUUACUUAUAAGAAUGUUGCGACGGCGCGCGCGAGAGGUUCAAUAUAAAAUAGUAGAUUUUAUCGAGUACUAGAGAGUGCGCUGGUCAGACGUGAGAGAAGGCACGCGUGUAUCUGGCUGGCUGUACGCUGUACGCUGUACGCUGUACGCACUGCUCUGAGCCAACAAAUCCUAUGUAGAGUUAAACACUUAAAAUGGGUACGCUGACUGUACUUGUGCUGACGUCACGAACAUGUAUAGAAACAUGUAAACACAAUAUGCUGUGACUUUAUUGUAUUGUUGAUUUUUAUUCAAUUUAUCUGAAUAUUAUAAUAAUUAUAUUAUUUAAAAAAGUUGUUUAUUAUCUUUUUACUCGUAAAUUAUUGUUAUAUUAUACAAAUGAAUAUGAAGUCAUAUCCAGAUGACAGAUAUUAUUAGUUAAUACAACAGAUGUAAUAGAGACAUAUUAUUGAAGAGUAACAGUGAACAGAUUGCACUAGUUUGCAUUCGGGAAUUGAUUACGAUAAACGUGGAAGAAGAAACUGUACGUUACAUAACAGAAUAUAACCUGAUAUACACGAUGUUGUUUUGGAUUCUAAUUAUGUUGACAUUCUUUUGUAGAAUAAGAGAUAAUAAGAGAAAUUAUCUUUUUAAUUGAUGAUUAAAAUGAAUAGCGUUAUAGUAAGUUAUACAAUUUUGUGGAGACUUUAAUAAUGUAAUGCUUUUAACUUAUACGCCCCUAGAAAGAGAAAAAAUACUUACUUAUUAAUUAGGUUUCAGUAGUUACUACAGGGUUAUAGUCAAUUUGUGCGUCCGUGCGUUCGUAUACUGCUCAAUUCAAUAUUAUUAAGACUAAGAUGAUCUUUAGUGUGUCGUGAUUGGUGCAGUAAGCACGGCCUAAUAUUAAAAAAUGUGUGUACGUCGCUGACGAUGAUUGCUAUCAUUUAACGCAAUAAUUGGCUCAAAUGAUUUGUCAUCUCGUAUAUAGAGAGGUAGGUCGCGUGACGCGCGGCUAACGCUAAACUCGCAAUCGAGGGAUAUUAAAUAAAUCGAUAGAUUUUAGGGUGUCUUACACGGACGCGCGGCGCCCGCCUCUACCCCGCGCGGUCGCGGCCGUGUCACACAUCCCGCGAUCGUCUUAAUUCUAAAUUAACUAUAAGACUAAAAUAUUUUCCAAAUAAAAUAAUAAGAAAUUAUAAUAAAGAAUAUAAUUGUACAAUUUGCAACAAUAAUGACAUUUUUAAUUUAUAAGCAAUAAGUAGAUGGGAAUGUAAUUUUUAAUUGGUGUAGCAUUCGACAUUUUUGUAUUGUAAUAAGUCACAGUAGAUUUUUUGUAAGUUAUAUUUUUAUGAAUAAUGUUAUUAUUACGUUAGUGGGCGGCACACGAUGAGAUCGGUGCCGCCGACGGCAGGGCCAACGGGUCAGGAUUAAUGUCGCUAGACCUCGUAGCGGAUGCUAUUGGCGAUAGCAAUAGAGACUGUGUCUCAAAAUCAUAUGGUAUAAAAUAAAUUAGACUUAAAGCAACGGUUAUUGGUUGUUCCGAUAUUUCGGUGUUAUUAUAGUUUUACGGUCGAAAGCCCGAAGAUUGUUCGAAACCAAUGUCCGCGCAAAUUUAGCACAAAUUUGUACUAAACAACGCACAAACGAGGUUUCAGUUCACAUACGCAUAUGGAAGGAAAAAAGCGUACUGAUUUGUAAUUAAUUUUUGUAAUUUACUAUUUUAUAUAAUUUAGGUUACAUUUGCUAAAUGUAACAUCGCCAUUACGCCGUGUCACAUUAGACUGAAAAGUACAUUAAAGGGACGUAAAUUUAAUUUUUGAUUGAACUAAUGAAGUCAAUAAAUAAUAAACAAUUCAAUAAUUAUUCGUAAAUGUAACAUUACCGUCGAAUUAAAGUUAAUGUAGCGUUACUGAUCAGUGCGCAUCACACUACUUUAGUUACAUUUCUGAAGGCUGUGAUCUUUGUGAAUGUGCAUACAAUAAUGACCGUAUCAUUAGGUAAGUUUACACUCAACGACCCGUGUGACCAUGGAAUAUGUUUCCGUUUAUCUUCGGGCAAGCGAUAGCGAGUAACUUGUAAAUAAAUUUAAUGUAAGUACAAAUCAGUACAAGAUUCAGUCGAGCCAAUGCGACGGACGCAACAACUUUACCAUUUUCAAUAUUCUAUGUUACAUUUUCAAAUAAUAUAAUGCGUUAACUCUUGAUAAUAAUAGAGUUGUAAUACACUGUUGUGUUACAUUGUUGAAUAUUUAAUAUGACUUAAUUUUUUCAUUUCUAUUUUUAUAUUAUAUUAUAUUUUUGUUAUAGAUAUUUUUUGCUAGAAAGUUAUCCCUCUAUCAAAAAGUUUGAACCUGAGAUAUUUAUAGAGAUUCUAUGUAUAGUAAAAUUAUUAUAGAUGAAUACUUAUUAUUAUAGGUAGAUGAAUUUCGUUACAAACCUUAUAAAAUUAUUUAUAUCAUGUUGCGAAGAAUUAGAUAAAAAUCUAAGUGAUAAAUAAGCAUUGGAUCGAUUGAACUUAAAGCCCAUUACUAUUAGAACCAAUCUAAAUAACUUUUAUAUAAUUGUAAAGGCAUUGUCUGGUAGAACUUGAGACGUACGAAUUGACGAAUACAUACCCUGGAAAAAGAUAUUUUUCAAAUUGUGUAGUGUGGACCUUAAUGCAUUGUAAGCGUCAACUAGUUCUUGUAAGAUUGGCAGGCCUCCGCAAAUUCGACCCUGGCAUAAAUUAUUUCAUUGACGUUGCAAAGAAACUAAUACUAUAAUGGAUUUAAUACAAUAAGAUGAGAAAAAGACUGCAACAUGGCUGUAAUUUUCCUGCAAUGUCAACUGAGACGUUUUGAUGUAUUAGAUUUGAAAUGUCCCAGAUUUUUCCCCUACGUCCUAAAUAAAUAUAAUGCAACAAUCAAAAUUGUAACAUGUUCCACUGUUCUAAAAUGGUCACAUGUUUCACUUGCAGUACUGUAAUGGUGUGAUUCAUCAACACGUCCCACAUGCCUACGACCCAUUCAGAACGACUUGCAAAAAAUCAAAAUAUAUAUUAUUUUCAUUCUGUAAUUCGUCACACGUUACUUUCUAAUUGAGAAAGGUACAAUACUAAUUAAAACAUUGAAGGUCAGAUUAUUGUAUGAUUAUGAUGAAUAGACCUUUUGAAAUAUAUGUAUUUGUUAGAGUGGCGGUUUGUUUUCUUUAGAUAAUCGCUUGUAAAUGCGAACAUCGAGAACUUGAUGUUACUACUAAUAAAACCACUUUGUGUAAUAGUACUCGUUAGUAUUUUACAGAACAAUCUAUGAACAAAAUGAAAUUAAAUAUAAACUAUAAAAUAAUAUUAAAAUUAUAUUGUCUAACUGACUGUACCAAACGUUUAUAAAGCUUAAAACCCCACCCAAAAAGUGAUGUGGGACGAGUUGCAGAAUGAAAAUAAUAUAUAUUUAAAUAUUCUGCAAGUUGUCCCAAAUAGGCCGUAGGCAUGUGAGACGAGUUGAUGAAUCUCUCCUGUAAUUUUGUAUGAAAUACAUUACGCCGGGGUUGCAGUACAAACAGUAAAGCGAUGGAAUAGUAUGCAGUUACAAAGAUUUCGUCCGUAGGUACUUUUAGAUAUUUUGUACAAUGUAAAAGAGUGGUUAGCAACUCGAUUCGGAACAGAGUUAUAUAACAGGAUAUGAUUGUUUUUGGAAUUGAUUUUUUAAAGUUGGUUAUAUACAUUAUAUUAUUAUCAUCUACACGAGAUAUUAUUAAUUGUUAAGGGGUCGAUAGUAUCGGAUUGAUUUGAUGGGAACACAGAAAGUACUAGAGAUGUCCAGUUGCUAAUGACUCUUUUGUGAGUUUCUCAUUUUACUGCAGAUAUUGUCAGCUACAAGUAUAGUAUGUUAUUGCGCGACGGACGUUUCGUUUAGUGUUAUUGGUAUGUUGAUACUGCUCUCGAACCAAUACCGCGUUAGAAGAUGUAGAGUGAUAGUGAAUUUUUUUAUAUCGAUGUAAGUGUCUGUAGUAGAGUGACGAACUGGAGCACAUGUCGAGUUGGUUGUAAUGUAAUGGGCGCCGACCGCACGAAGUGUGUGUGUAAAGUAGGUGGUUCUGUCUCGUGGCGACGAUCGACGUACGGACGUACAGAUCAACGAACGCUAGUAUAUGCCCUGUUACUUUCUAAAAAGCACUCUCCGCAAUUUAUGCCACUAUUAAAUAUCUGAUGCGUUUGAGUUUCAAUAAAAGGAGGAUACUCCGAACUUGUACAAAAUAAACUUGUAAAAUUUUAUUGGAACUACUUGUUAUAAAAACAUUAAAAAUAUACAAAAAAAAAUA